Messenger RNA from Eimeria mitis, 2589 nucleotides. RefSeq lists its product as uncharacterized. Lineage: Eukaryota; Apicomplexa; Conoidasida; Eucoccidiorida; Eimeriidae. The coding region runs from base 1 to 2589 and encodes 862 amino acids. The record is from RefSeq and is a predicted model, not a curated record. The transcript is spliced from 2 exons.
AUGACGGCGGAGGAGGCCGAGGCUGCUGCUGCUGCUGCUGCAGCAGCAGCAGCAGCAGCAGCAGAACUGCAGGCAUCUUUGUGUGCAUCUUUGUGUGUAAAGAAAGAAAAGCUGUCGUCGGCUCUGAGGGCUUUGGCUGCGCAGCGGCGGCGUCUCCGCUGGGGUGUAUAUACACCGCAGGUGCCGCAGCAGCAGCAGCAGGAGCAGCAGCAGCAGCAGCAGAAGCAGCAGCAGUUGGUGCUGUCUACUACAGUGGGGCCUUCUGCUGCUGCUGCUGCUGAGCGGCUGCAGUGGCGGCUGCUGAAUCUAUUUGAGGCGGUAGUGAGCUCUCUGGCUAGCAGCAGCAGCAGCAGCAGCAGCAGCAGCAACAGCAGCAUUGCUGCUGUUGCUGCUGUUGCUGCAGCGAUGCAGCAGCACAGCUACCUCGUCACCAGCAUUGGAGCCCUUGCUGCUGCUUCUGCUGACUUGCAGCUGCUGCGGAGAAGCAGCAAAUCGAUGGAAUCUGCUGCUGCUGCUGCUGCAGCACCAGCAGCAGCAGCAGCAGCAACAGCAUCACCACCGCCAUCACCACCACUAGCACUGCCAGCAACAACAGCAGCAGCAGCAGCAGUUUCUGCUGCUGCUGCUGCUGCUGCUGCACCCAGACAAAUGACUAUGCUUGCUAUAGAAGAUGCUCCAGCACGCAGCAGCAGCAGCAGCUCUCCUCCAGCUGGCGAACGCAGCAGCAGCAGCAGCAGCAGCAGUAGCAGCAGCAGCAGCAGCAGCAAGCCUAAGAAAGGCGGGGAGAAGCCCAAGGCAGCAAAGAAAAUUGGAAAAAGCAGCAGCAGCAGCAGCAGCAGCGGCAGCGGGUUGCAUGCGGGAGCAGGGGGUGAGGCCGCUCCUGCUGCUGCUGCUGCAGCAGCAGCAGCAGCAGCAACACCAGCAGCAGCAGCAGCAGCAAAAGCAGCAAAGAAGAAGCAGAUAACACCAAAAGACAGCCGCUUGCCGCUGCGAGCAAAAACAAACAAAGGGGAGGAGAAGCAGCAAGGAAAAAGCACAAAGACAGCAGCAGCAGCAGCAGCACCAGCAGCAGCAGCAGCAGCAGCAGGACGAGCAGCAGCAGCAGCAGGAGGAAGAGACAAACAGAAAACGGGAGCCGCAGACAGACCCAGCGAGCAGCAAACAAUAAAAAAACAAAAAAAAAUAAAACAAACAGCAAAAGAAGAAACAACAAAAACAGCAGCAGCAACAACAAACAAGAAAGAGAAAAUGCAUGCAGCAGCAGCAGCAGCAGCAGCAGCAGCAGCAGCAGACAAAACAGCAGCAAACAAACGAAAGAAAAAAAUAACGCCAAAGACUGCAAUGACAGCAGCAGCAGCAACAGCAGCAGCAACAGCAACUGCAGCAACAGCAGCAGCAACAGAAGCAACUGCAGCAGCAGCUGAAGCAACAGCAGCAGCAACAGAAGCAACUGCAGCAGCAACAGAAGCAACAGCAGCAGCAACAGAAGCACCAGCAGCAGCAACAGAAGCAACAGCAGCAGCAGCAACAGAAGCAGCAGCAGCAACAGAAGCAGCAGCAGCAGCAGCAGCAGCAGCAGCAGAAGAAGAGUUGAUGCCGCUGGAUUCUCUCUCUUCAGUAGCUGAGGAGACAGAAGCUGCUGCUGCUGCUGGCAGCAGCAGCAGCAGCAGCAGCAUGAGGUGUACAGACACCCCAACGCUUGCUGCUGCACCGCCGCAGCCAGCAGCAAACAGCAGCGACACAGAAGGGAGCUGCAGUGGAGACGAAAUGCUUGCUGCUGCUGCUGCUGCAGCAGCAGCAGCAGCAGCAGAAGCAGCAGCAGGAGAGAAGGAUGAAGCAGCAGAAGAACAACGAAUGGCACCUGCUGCUUCAGUUUGCUGCUGCAGUCCGCUUGCUGCUGCUGAGGAGAAGGAUGCUGCUGCAUGCAUCCAAGGCAGCAACAGCAGCAACAGCAGCAGCAGCAGCAGCAGCAGCAGCAACAACAGCAAUGUCAACAGCAGCAGCAGCAGCAGAAGCAGCAGCAGCAUUAGAAACAACGGCAACAGCAGGAACAGCAGCAUCAACAGCAGCAGCAGCAGCAGCAGAUGCAGCCUCAUCAGCAACAGCAACAUCAUCAACAGCAGCAGCAACAGCAGCAUCAACAGCAGCAGCAGCAGCAGCAGCAGCAGCAGCAGCAGCAGCUUUAUGUAUGAUGCGUUUGCUUCGUUGCCUUCAAAGGAGUUUCGGCGCUCCAGCAGUUUUUCUUGGGGGGACUUGCUGCGGCGUGAAUCGAGGAGAGAGAGAGCAGCAGCAGCAGCAGCAGCAGCAGCAGCAGCAGCAGCAGCAGAAGCAGCAGCAGCAGCAGCAGCAGCAAGCAGAGUGCAGGAAAGCCCAGCAGCAAAAAGACACAGAGGGAACAGCUCAAACGAAACAGACAGAAACAGGCAGCCAGCAGCAGCAACAGAAACAGCAGCAGCAACAGCAGCAGCAACAGCAGCAGCAGCAGCAGCAGCAGCAGCAGCAGCAGGAGAGCUGGGCGUGAGGGAGCUGUGUUGUGGGGCCGCCGCAGCUACGCUGCUUCGUGAGGGGGAAGGGCGUUGGGGUGUAUAG